GCCCCGCCGCGCGCCUGGGAUCCAAUCGUGGCUGUGACCUUGACCGGGAAGAAGUAGUUCUCGUAGAAGCCGUCGGGGAGCGGCAGUUCGCGAAGAACAAGAGCUGCACCUACACGUUGAGUGGAGACCGAUCACGGUGGAUCUGUGCCUCCAGAGGCUGUCGCCGACGGCCUGUUGAGCAGAUUUUCCCGCCGCUAGAGCUGCAAGAUUUCUCUGCCCCCAACAAUUCCAAGCUUUCUCGAACUGCAAGAUUGAGGUGCCUUGACAAGGCGGCAAUAAUCAUUGAUCAGUCGGAGAUCGACGAAUAAGGGAAGGCAAGGAAUCCAUGGAAGAUUGUGCACUGCAGGUGGAAGGAUUCAAGCUAUUGGCGGCGACGUUUCAAGUUUGGGUAUCGGGAAUUGCUUGCUUUAUGCCGAUGGAGCAUUAACAGAGUUCAUCAAGGAGUUAAUUAAGCUUCUUUAACAGUGUGAUUGUGAGCUUUCUCUCCUGGACGGAGUGGAUGAUUUUGGAUUGGAAUAUGGAGAUUGGAUUGUGAGGAUAAUUCUCGGAUUAGGGUUACAGAGAGAGGGCAACAUAUUAGAGUCUGUUCUCGGAUUGAGUUUGUAUUUCUAUUGAGUAUAAUUUUUGGGUGGGGUUGAGUUUGGUUUGGUUGGAUAUAAUUGGUUUGGUUUAUUGAUUUUUUAUUAUUAUUUGUUGAUGACAUGUCGUGCUGACUGGAGUAACAUAACGGAUUUGUGGAUGGAGAUGGCUGGAAUUACCUUUUUGUUAUUAGUACAAACAUAUGUUACCGAAACGUGCAAAAUUAAAAGUUUGUGACCGUUUUGUACAAAGUGAAUAGUUUUGUUACCAUUUAUGAUAAUUACCCUAGUUUUAAGCAUGAUUAUUUACUUUUAAUUAAGACCACAAUUUUCUUAAUGACAAGAUAGCUCACUUGGUGGGUUGGAACUUAGAAGACCCUUUCUUUGUUAUCAUAUGUUAGGGUGAUUCUGAUUUUUGCGAUCAACUCUUAGUAGAAUUGUCGACAUUAAAUUUAUAUUUUGUUCGUAUUAAAAGCAGUCUUUUGACAUCUUUUCCUAUUUUCAUUUUAAUUAGCAUUGUCAAAAUGAUUUUUGCAAAAUGUUCUAACACCAAUGUAUCGUACAUUGAAUAAUUGAGAUCGUUAGGGGUUCAAAAUUCAAAUAAUAAUUGGGUGGAUCCACUGGAGAUAACAGAGCACACCAUCCAACAUAACUUCCCUACCUUACAGUUGAUACAUUCAUGGGGUAGAGAGGAGGGUGUUGGGCUAGUAUAAAUAAAAACCAUAGAUAAGAACGUGGAAUAACAGGAUAUUAAUUUGAUAUUCCCCAGUUGCCCUCUGCAUCUUUCAUAAACCAUCGCUCCCUCCAUUCCUUCUUAAACAAAGACACUAACAAAAACAAAAAAGAGAGAACGAAACGUCUCCGCUGAGGCAUCCUUGUGCGCAUCUUAGAUACGUUGAAUAAAGCCUCCGCGCAUUUGGCCGUUUGCCGAACCAAGAGUAAUAAUCAGCCGGUGAGACCAUGAUUCGAACGGCUUCAUCCAUCCGAACUUUGGUUAAGUCUCUUCGAGCCAUCUCUUCUUUCUCCCAGAUUGGAGUUGGAGCUCGAAAUUCUUACAAUUCGGGUGCUGUAUCUUCCCUGCAACAAGUUAUUAGGCCAUCUACUUACGGUGAGGAUGAGUACGCUGACGUGGAUUGGGAUAAUCUUGGGUUCGGAAUCACCCCAGCUGAUUACAUGUACAUAAACCAGUCAACAAAAGAUGGAGAAUUUCAUCAAGGACAACUCAGUCGCUAUGGCGCUCUCGAGCUCAGCCCUGCUGCCGGGGUUCUCAACUAUGGCCAGGGACUUUACGAAGGCACAAAAGCGUACAGGAAAGAAGACGGAAGACUACUGGUGUUCCGUCCAGAUCAGAACGCUCUGCGGAUGAAGAUGGGCGCCGACAGAAUCUGUAUGCCUUGCCCUUCCGUUGAUCAGUUCGUUGACGCCGUUAAACAAGUUGCUCUCGCCAACAAGCGCUGGACUCCGCCUCCUGGGAAAGGAACUCUCUACAUAAGGCCUCUGUUAAUGGGGAGCGGUCCGAUUAUGGGGUUGGCUCCGGCGCCGGAAUACACUUUCCUCAUCUAUUGCUCUCCGGUCGGCAACUAUUUCAAGGAAGGGUUUGCGCCGUUGAAUCUGUAUGUGGAGGACGAGUUCCAUCGUGCAACCCGUGGUGGAGCAGGAGGCGUCAAAUCAAUCACCAAUUACGCGCCGGUUCUGAAAGCAAUAGCUAGAGCGAAAGGGAACGGGUAUUCCGACGUUCUGUAUCUGGAUUCGGUUCACAAGAGAUACCUGGAAGAAGUCUCUUCUUGCAACAUUUUCGUUCUCAAGGGGGGAGUGAUAUCAACCCCUGCUGCAAUUGGUACCAUUCUUCAAGGUGUCACUCGCAAGAGCAUCAUCGAAAUCGCUUCCGAUCAAGGCUACCAGGUUGAAGAACGAGCAGUUGCAGUAGACGAACUGGCGGAGGCCGACGAAGUCUUCUGCACGGGAACCGCAGUAGGCGUUGCCUCCGUGGGCUCCAUAACGUACCAGGGGAAAAGAUUGGAGUACAAGGUUGGAGCUGAGACGGUGGCCCAGCAGCUCUACUCGACCCUGGAAGGGAUCAAGAGCGGCGCAAUCGAGGACAAGAAAGGCUGGGUCGUUGAGAUCUGAUGAGCACGUGCGGUUUUUCAGCUCAACCACAUUUGGCUUACCUACUUACUUCAUGCGAGAUAUUGGUAGCUGAGCCUAUCUAAGGAAAGUUUGUACAAAAAAUAAAAUCUUCCUAUUAUUGUACCCCCUGCUGCUUUCAAUUAUCUGUCAGCUAGCAAGCAACUAUUUCUAAUGAGGAGAAGCAACCAACAAAAUGAAUGCGCUACUUGCUAUCUACCUUGCUUGUUGGUUGACAGGAAAAAAAACUGUGCAUCCAUCCGCCAAUCAUGAAUGUAUAUGAGGCCCCGCUAAUAGCCUGUGCUCGCAGGCCCCCAGCAUAGGAUGUGGGCUUCAAUAUUGAUUAUGGGUCUUUUCCAACUUGCUCAACUGUAGAUUUCUCUCUAAUGACUUUCUCUCCAAACCUCUCUUUUCUAUGAACUCUUUGGAGUUCUGUAUCCAGUCUUCUUCGUUGAGACCAUUCCUGCUCCUGUAGAGAUAUCUUUGGAGCCAUAUAGCGGUAGGGAUAGACUCCUUCCCUGCUCUGAUGUACGUCCUAUCCUGUGUAUUGAAUUCAAAGUGGAAGAAGGUAGCAGGGAUGACCCUAGAUCCAGAAAAUGAAAUGCUAAGAUGGGG
Molecule: messenger RNA, 3317 nt
Organism: Linum trigynum
Lineage: Eukaryota; Viridiplantae; Streptophyta; Magnoliopsida; Malpighiales; Linaceae
Source: the annotation of a GenBank genome assembly